Centropristis striata (black sea bass) is the source of this 1935-nucleotide messenger RNA. Its product is annotated as 14-3-3 protein zeta-like. The transcript has 6 exons. The coding region runs from base 142 to 885 and encodes 247 amino acids. NCBI's taxonomy places the organism in Eukaryota, Metazoa, Chordata, Actinopteri, Perciformes, Serranidae. Gene Ontology annotation, cellular component: cytoplasm. Gene Ontology annotation, biological process: signal transduction. The record is from RefSeq and is a predicted model, not a curated record.
CCUCCCUGCUCCUGCCGUGCCUUGGACUGGUGUGAUUGGAGGGAAACCCCGUGGACUGCAUUCAGACAGACGGGCUGAGAGAAUCAGCUGUAGCUUGGCACGCCGAAAUCACUGCUAUCUGCCAGUACUCAGUGAGCAGUCAUGAGCGAGGCACCCCAGAAGGAAUUGGUGCAAAAGGCCAAGCUGGCCGAGCAGGCUGAGCGUUAUGAUGACAUGGCUGCUGCAAUGAAGGCUGUGACGGAGGACAGUGAGCAGCUGUCAAACGAGGAGCGUAACCUGCUGUCAGUGGCCUACAAGAACGUUGUGGGAGCUCGUCGCUCCUCAUGGCGUGUGGUGUCCAGCAUUGAGCAGAAGGCCGAUGGCAGUGAAAGGAAGAAGGCCAUGGCCAAAGAGUACCGGGAAAAGAUUGAGAAAGAGCUCAAAGACAUCUGCCACGAUGUGUUGGGUCUCUUGGACUCUUUUCUCAUUCCCAAAGCCGUUGCAGCAGAGAGCAAAGUCUUCUAUCUGAAAAUGAAAGGAGACUACUUCCGCUACUUGGCUGAGGUGGCCACAGGAGAAGACAGGACAACCACCAUUGAAGCCUCAAAGGAUGCCUACCAAGGUGCUUUUGACAUCAGCAAAGGAGAAAUGCAGUCCACGCACCCAAUCCGUCUUGGUCUUGCCCUCAAUUUCUCCGUUUUCUACUAUGAGAUCCUCAACUCCCCUGAACAGGCCUGCCUCCUGGCUAAAAGUGCUUUUGACGAUGCCAUUGCAGAGCUUGAUUCACUGAGUGAAGAUUCCUACAAAGACAGUACACUAAUCAUGCAGCUACUGAGAGACAACUUGACACUGUGGACCUCUGAUAACCAGGUUGAGGGAGAGGAUCAAGAGGAGACCAGAGAAUGAGCCACAUCCCUAUAGUCAUCCCUGUCUACCUGCCAUCAUCCCAGUUCAUCUUCAUCAUGAUCAUAAACACUGAGACCACCUCAUUACUAUCAUUGUCGUCCAAUACUCUCCAUUUUUUUUCUAUUUAGUUUUCUCAGCACUCAUCUCAUUCCUUAUCAGUUUACUAUUCCUUCUUUUGAAGUAACUGUGGGGAUAGGGGAUGGGGAGGGAGGGUAAGUUUUAAAUUGUGUGACGGGAGGGUCCAUGUGGAAGGUAGUGUGUUUGGGGUGGGCUGCUUGUCUGCUGACCUUUUCUUUUGUGUGGGAGUAAAGUUUGUUGCAUUAUUGAGGUGGUGGGUGAGAGGGCAAGUUCUCAACUCAUGAAACAUGCAGCAGGUUGAGUUUUUAGAGAUAAAGUUAUCCUGUGUGUGUAUCCUAUUCAUAUUAAUGGUCCUGUUCUUGAUUAACACCAUCUUUUGAUGAUACGUGUGGUUUCACAAAAUGAGUUGAUUUGUCACACUUUAAAGAGACAGCGGCUGUUAGUCUGUACUUGGCAGGAGGAAGGACAGAGGUAAAGACCGUGAUGGCGUAAUGGUGAGUGCUGGAGACAGAAGGCAAAGUUUUUUUUUGGAACACAAAGGUUACAUUCCAUUCAGUUGCUCAACUUUCUACUCUAUUAUUUUGUUUUGUUUCGGGUGACCUGCUUUUGUAUUUCUAUGUAUCAAUUACGAGGUAUAGAAAACUGAAGAACAAAAGAGCACACAAGCUUGUUGUUGAUGUUUCAUGAGAACAGCAUUUUAAAAAAAACCCAUGUGCUUAUGUAGUUACUGCUUUUUCGAAUUAAGAUUUUUAUUUGAUUUGUCUUUUAUUCUCCUUUUUUUCUUUCAAAACUUGCCUAAACUGCAUGUUGGUAAGAAGUAGUUUGUGGAGAUGUAAGGAUGGUUGUUGUCAGGCAGGCUAGCUUUGUUCAUGUCUUUGGAAUUUUCAUACAGAACACCCAAGCAUAACUGUUAUUUGGGGGGAAAUGUGUGAUUUCAUGUAAGUGGAAUAAAAAAAAUAAUUAAAGUUUCAA